AUGGGCAUUAAUUCCAAAUGUGAAAAUGUCUAUUUAAUAGAUUUUGGUUUGUCGAAAUAUUAUUUAAAUAAAACGACGCGUCAACAUAUUGAAUAUAAUGAUAAGAAGCGUUUCUUAGGUACAAUACGUUACGCUAGUCUUCGUACACAUGCAGGAAUUGAACAAUCACGUCGCGAUGAUUUAGAAUCUUUCGCAUGCACAUUAAUAUAUUUAGCACGGUCAGAUAAAUGUCUACCAUGGCAAGGUAUUAAAUGUAAAACAAAAAAAGAGAAGCAAGAAAAAGUCUAUGAAAUUAAACUUCAUACACAUAUCGAAAUUUUAUGUUUAAAUUUACCGAAAGAAUUUCAAGAAAUUUUAUUGUACACAAGACAACUUGGUUUCGCUGAAGAACCAAAUUAUUAUUAUUUAUUUUCAUUAAUUAAACAAAUAUAUCAAACAAUGAAUAUUAAAAAGGAUUUUAUCUACGAUUGGAUUGUUCAAAAACCAAGAUAA
Molecule: messenger RNA, 492 nt
Organism: Rotaria socialis
Lineage: Eukaryota; Metazoa; Rotifera; Eurotatoria; Philodinida; Philodinidae
Source: the annotation of a GenBank genome assembly